CUGUUUCGUGUGAUGACGUUUUAAUAAUACAGGUUCUUCACAUACUUGCGAACCAAACAAAACGAAAGUAACCUCCUGGAAACAUCACACAUGUAAGUUGUGUUGUGAUCAAGCUGCUAUAUUGUUCGAAGUUUUGCUUUGUAUAACAGAGCUAACAUGUCGGGAAAGCAAGCAAAAUCAUUCACGAAGGAAGAAGAAUUACUUUUACAAGAUUUCAGCAGGAAUGUGUCCACAAAAUCGUCUGCUUUAUUUUACGGAAACGCUUUCAUCGUGUCUGCCAUACCAAUAUGGCUCUUUUGGAGGAUACAUAUGAUUGACCUAUAUUCUUCACUCAUUUCAUUUAUUGUGGUUACGCUUGUGAGCACAUACUUGGUUGCUCUGGCGUAUAAGAACACGAAAUUUGUUCUGAAACAUAAGGUGGCUGUGAAAAGGGAAGAUGCUGUCAACCGAGAAAUGUCGAGGAAACUCUCGGAGGACAAGAAAAUGAGCAAGAAGGAAAAGGAUGAGAGAAUCCUGUGGAAGAAGAAUGAAGUAGCUGAUUUCGAGGCCACAACCUUCUCCAUCUUCUACAACAACGCAUUGUUUCUGGCGCUGGUCAUCUUUUCCAGCUUCUACGUUCUUAAGGCGUUCACACCUGCCGUGUAUCCUUUGUGGCAGGAAUGUACGCAUGUUCACUUAAUGUGCGGUUUCAGUGUUUGUCUCAGCGUGUCCACAGAUCAGGAAAGUCACGAAAAUGUAAUUGGAGGACUGAUCCCGAACAGUAAUAAAGCUGGACGUUGAAAAUUAAAUUUUAAACAGCUGUUCGCUAACAUGCGUUUCGUGUUUCGACACCUUGCUUUGGUUUAUGAACACACAUAAAAUAAAAUAAAAAUCAUGUGGAAAUUAUCUUUGAAAAGGCUUUUAGCUUUCUAACUAAACCUUUUUAGUUUGAAAUUGAAAUAACUCCAACCCGAACAGGUUCAUAAUACAUGCAACAAGUUGCAUAGUUAGACAUAUUCCAGUGAAAUAUUUCAAAGUGCGGAGAAAUCGUGGUAAUAGUUAGGGUUGUAGUUUACUAUUUGCAGUGACGAUUGUGAUGACGUUCCACACAACCUAAAUUACCGUAUUCACUCGCGUAAUGUCCGCCCUCGCAUAAUGUCCGCACCCUUUAUUUAUAUAUCCUUAAAAGAAAAAAUUAAAAA
Bacillus rossius redtenbacheri is the source of this 1181-nucleotide messenger RNA. RefSeq names its product translocon-associated protein subunit gamma. The transcript has 4 exons. NCBI's taxonomy places the organism in Eukaryota, Metazoa, Arthropoda, Insecta, Phasmatodea, Bacillidae. The record is from RefSeq and is a predicted model, not a curated record. Gene Ontology annotation, cellular component: endoplasmic reticulum; membrane. Gene Ontology annotation, biological process: SRP-dependent cotranslational protein targeting to membrane. The coding region runs from base 157 to 780 and encodes 207 amino acids.